Molecule: messenger RNA, 990 nt
Organism: Symbiodinium sp. CCMP2592
Lineage: Eukaryota; Dinophyceae; Suessiales; Symbiodiniaceae
Source: the annotation of a GenBank genome assembly
AUGGCCCCAAAGAAUAAGGCCAAGGCUGCUCCGAAGACGGAGCCGAAAGCUAAGAGGGCCAAGUCCGGUGCCUUGGUGAUUGGAGAUGAUCCCACACCGGUGGAGAUGAAAGCAAGCAUUCAGAGGAUGCUGAAUCUUGUGAAGUACAAAGCCGACCCCGUGAGAAACAAGAGUGGGGAGUGCCUGAGCGAAGCCCAGCAAGUGCUGGAGGCCGGGUUGCAAUUCUCCAUUUGCUAUGCAGCCUACCGGCAGGUCGCCGACUCGGACCGAAAGGGAUUCAUCGCUGCCUGCCAGAAGAAUGGCCUUAAGGACUUGAAGUGGGUGGGCCAGUACACCAAGAAGGUUGUGAAGGAGGAAGCCGAGGAGGAUGUCUCUAUCAAGGGCAUGAUGACAAUCAGCGACUUCCCAGAGAAGAGGCAGAAGGAGUUGCUGGAGGGUUUGCUCCAGGAAUCCGAGGAUUUCUGGGGGCACGAGAGGAACCUGGUGAAGCACAAGAUGCCCGAGCUCUGCCGGUACUUUUACCGGACCUUGGUGGAAAGCAAAGAUGCAACCCGAUCCGAGUCAGGCACCUUCGAAAUGAGUGCUAGCCUAGCAGCGAAGGAGAUGAAAAGCCUGCAGAACACCAAGGGUGAGGUGAAGUUGGAGCACCCCGAGCGGACCGAGCUGAGCAACUUGAGCAAAGUGGCCAACAGUGCAGUCAAGAGCCUGGAUGCCAAGCAUGGAGAGUUGAGCUCGGAAUGCAUUGCUCUCGAGAAUUGCCCCAAGCUCGCUAGCAAAGCGCCGGAGGUCCGGGUUACCCUGGAUGCUCUGAAGAAGUUUGUGGAGGAUCUUCGAAAGAUCCAGGUCCUGCUGGAUCGCAAGCUUCCCACGAUGGACGAGGCAGCCUGCAAGAACGAGAAAGCCGACAUGGACCAGUGGAAUCGCAAUGCCAAUGAGCAUCUUGACAAUGUGAAGUUGUUGCUGAAGAAGGUUAAGGGCUGGCAGGCCUAG